Messenger RNA from Hemicordylus capensis (graceful crag lizard), 3899 nucleotides. It is a transcript of the gene METTL25B, whose product is annotated as methyltransferase like 25B. The transcript has 13 exons. Gene Ontology annotation, biological process: rRNA modification. NCBI's taxonomy places the organism in Eukaryota, Metazoa, Chordata, Lepidosauria, Squamata, Cordylidae. Gene Ontology annotation, molecular function: rRNA (adenine-N6,N6-)-dimethyltransferase activity. The record is from RefSeq and is a predicted model, not a curated record. Bases 930 to 2840 code for a protein of 636 amino acids.
AAUUCUCAGUAGCCCUGGAAAUGGGAAAGUCCAGGAGGGAAAGGAAGCUAACCAGAGGCCAUUGGAAGGGAGUUUAGUUGUGCCGGUCAGCCAUCAGCAUGCCUACUGCCCACCUCCUUCCCAAACAAGUCCAGUGGACAGAGACCCCACAGGAGAGUUGGAAACACAAAGACAUGUAAUGGAGUGUCCUUGGAGAUGAAGCCAUCGCUCGAUGGUAGAGCAUCUUGCUUUGCAUAUAGAAAGUCCCAGGUUCAAUCCCUGGCAGCAUCUCCAGGUCUCCCAAAGGGGUGAACACAUCUCAAUACUGCCUAAAGAAGAGCUGGGUCUGUGAGCGAGUCCUCCUGCAACUUGUUCCCAGAAGUGGCUAAGCAGACGCCUCUUGAGAAGCCCACACGCGGGACAGGGGAACAGCAGCGCACCUGGCUGGCACUCAGAGCCGUAUAGCAGCUGGUGGCCAGAACAGUUGAGAGAGAGAGAGAUCUUGACUGAACAUAAAGAAGCAGAGUCAAAGGAGAGCUAAUUCACAAGAGGUGCUCUUGAGGAUGGACUGCCAAAGCCGAAAGCCACAGCACGAUUCGGGGAUGGAGUGAAUCAAGAAGCCUCUGAAUGUGCCUCCUCGGCAGGGCACCUGCUGGCAGACAAGGAAGGCACUUUGGCCCUGGUGCCAGGCCAGACUUGGGGUCGAAGAGCCAAACCCGGGAGGCCAGCGCAGCUGCAAAGCAACAGUGCCGUCUGGAGGCAGAACCCGAGAAUCGUUUCAGAUCCCUGACGGAGAAAAGUCCCAAGUGUGAGGAAGAGGAGGAGAGGUGUCAACUCCAGCCCUCGAGCUCGCCUCUGAAGGCGAGCCUCUCCCUCAAGAGAGCAAAGGAAAAGAAACGGAAGGAAGCAGGCCUGGGACAAGCUUAGCGCACCUCUACAGACCUUCCGCUAUGACAGGAUUCUCUCUGGAGCAGAAGCAGCGCUUAGCCAAAGACAUCACCCGUGUCCUCUCCCUCUACAGCUUCAUCGCAGAUGCCUACAUCAUCGAGUUUUUCACAGAUAAUCUGUGGGGAAGCCUUCCAGUUUCCUGGCAAGAAGCCCUGGCUGAUCUCUCAUCCCCACAGCUGGCUACGCUCCUGUUGGAGAAUAGAAGCUCCCUGGAAGUCAGUUACAGCUCCGUGUGGCCACUCACCCUCUUGGCCUUCAAAGCUACUGCUCACACCUUGGCCUUUCCCAGGAGGCCCAGGGGCGAGGCGGGGUCAUCGACCAAUGGGAGGCCAGAGGAAUUCAGGGAGAACCAGUGUCAGAGUGUGAAACUGAACCCGCUCUUCCGGAAGCACGUGAAGCCCAAAAAGCAGCACGAAAUCCGACAGCUUGGACAGGUGGUGAAGAAGCUGAGUGACCUCACUGGGUGCCGUCAUGUCGUCGAUGUUGGCUCUGGGCAGGGCCACCUCUCUCGUUUCCUCUCAUUCGGUCUCGGUUUAUCUGUCACCGCCAUAGAGGGAGACCUGCAACUGGUUAACCAGGCGAGCAGGUUUGACAGGGAGCUGAUGCUGGCCCUGAAGAAAGAGCAAGCCCGAGGAGCUCACGCGAGGAGACGCGCCGAGGAUUUCGGCGGUCAAGACGCCAACCAGGAGGAGCCUCCAAACGGCCUCUCUCUCCGCAGACCAAGGCACGUGGUGGGAUGGGUCGACCCCAGGGCACCGUGGCAAGACUUCUUAAAUUUGCUGAAAGACAGGCCGGGCGAGGAAGGGCUUCCUAUGGCGGGCGAUGCUCUGCCUCGGGCAGACGGAACCCAAGAUCGAAGCCCGGGUUUCCCCGGGGGAGCUGAAGAGGAGCGCAACCCGCCCAGCAUGCACCUUGAGGAAGGAACAGUGGAGAAUGGCGAGGAGGAGGCCGAUGGGGGAGAAGAGGGCCCAGCCUCCCAGGGACAAGAGCUUUGGGGAAGGGGAGACGGGGGCCCUCCUGGCAGCCCCUCGCCUGGAAGCCAGGUCCUACUCACAGGCCUGCAUGCCUGUGGCGACUUGAGCGUGGCCCUCCUCCGGCAGUUUGUCCGCUGCCCCCACGUGGUGGGCAUAACUUCCGUGGCCUGCUGCUACAUGAAGCUGUCCACCCAGGAGGUCCCCACCCCGGAUGCCCUGGCGCACCUCUCGCCUGGCUGCGGCUACCCCCUGAGCGCCUGGGUGUCGGCUCUGCCCAGCCACCAGCUGACCUACAAGGCCCGGGAAGGGGCCUGCCACGCCCGCGAGGACUACGCCCUGCGGCUGAAAGGGGAGAGCGCCACCCUGCGGACGCACUGCUUCCGGGCCAUGCUGGAGACGGUGAUCCGGGCUGCUGACCCGGCCAAGAGGCGCCUCGGGGUGCAGACCAUCAACAAGGCUCACUGCUUGAGCUUUGAAGAGUACGCUCGGCUGGGGCUGGAGCGUGUCGGGCUGGACCCAAACGUGAGCCUGGACUUGCCUUCCCUCACCUCCAUGCUGGCCCAGCAGCAGAAGGUGGUGGCUUUCUUCAGCCUGGCCCUGCUGCUGGCUCCUUUGGUGGAGACCCUAAUCCUCCUGGACCGAAUGAUCUACCUGCAGGAGCAAGGUCUCCAGUGUGAGCUCGUCCCGCUCUUCGACCCCACCUUCUCACCCCGGAACCUGGUGCUGGUGGCCGCAAAGACGGAGCUGAGCUCUGCUCUCUCCAGCCUGGCGGUGGAAGAUGAGGACGAGGAGCCUUCCCAGUCCAAACCAGGACACACCUGGAUCCAGGGGCAGACCUGCUCCUGCCCAUGUUCCUCUGCAGCGUCAGGCCCCCCAACUGGAGGACGGCAAGGAAGGCGGCAGAAAGGCUCCAACUGUGGACAAAGCGACACUCCUUAAAACUCACAGCAGCGACCACAAUCAACGUGGCUCCUCUGAAAUCGAGGCUGUGGCCCCCUCGUCUCUUUCAGCUAAACAAGCAGCAUGUGCUUUGAAAACAUCCAUGGAUGCCAAAUCCAAUGUAGGGCUUUAAAAUGAGGGCAAGCAGUCCAGCUGCACCCACCAGCUUCGGGAAGGAGAGCUGAAGGGUAAGAAGGAAAACCGAAUCGCCAAGAAGAGAGAGAGGUGCUUCUACAAAAGACAUGAGAGGUUUCCCCACCGAAAAUCCUUUAUAAGCGUAGCUGUGCCGGUCUGGGGCUCUGUAUUGGGCGUGAGCCCGACCAUGGAUCCAAGGUUGAAGGGGCCCUGCUCAGAUCCCAAGGCAGGCCGAGGGUCUUUCCAAGACCAGGAAGCUAAGCACAGUCCAAGCGGCGACAGGGAUGUUAAUACCAAUAAGACUUUCUGAAACUGCGGGUCUCCACGAUUCCCUUCAGUUCCAUAAUCUCCUCUUGAAACGUCUUCAGGGCGGGCGUGUAGGUCUUCUCCAAGGCAUCCUCCACCGACGUGUCCUUGGGGCCAUCUUGAUGGUGGGUGCAGAUGCAGGAAGGAGAGGGAGGAGGGAAUAAGACACACCGUUAAGCCGACAAACCAGAACACCCUUUAUAUUACAGUGCAGCUGCUGGCUACUUCCCCACACUCCAUCUUAAAAAGAAAUGUUCUAGUCCUCAUGGUUAUGGAGGCUGAGCCUGGAAACAAGGAGCCGUCCAGCUGAAGCAGCCAGCACUCCUCCGAAAGCCUUCGGAAACAUGCCAGGCGCUCCCUCCUUCCCGUUUGGAUUUCAAAGAAGCCACUCACCUGUCCACUGCUCUGGAAUAAUGCCGUCCUCCCUCUGUUCAACUGGCUUCGGGAUGAUCCUGCCGGUCCUGAGGGAGACGCGCACUCGCUCGCCCUCCUCAGUGUAGCGCCAUUCGACUUCGGUGGGCUGCCUUAAGUGAGGCACACAGGAGCAGGCAGGGUUAGUGUGAGUCGAUGCAGCAAGCAACCAACAGUGCUUUUACAAAUUAAAUAUAUAUAUAUAUA